GCCGGUAGGCCUGCGCGCGCGGCUGAGCGGAAGCUACGGUACCAGGCGGAGCGCGCGUGGUCAGCGGCUAUGGAGGGAGCAAAGCGUGCAGACGCCAAGGUACUCACUGACACCGGAACAGAGUCCAGCCCUCGAAGUCCAGUCUGCAGCCUCCGGCACUUCGCUUGUGAGCAAAACCUGCUGUCCCGGCCGGAUGGAUCUGCUUCUUUUCUGCAAGGCGACACCUCCGUCCUGGCUGGAGUCUACGGGCCUGCCGAGGUGAAGGUCAGCAAAGAAAUAUUCAACAAGGCCACCCUUGAAGUGAUCCUGAGGCCAAAGAUCGGGCUGCCCGGCGUGGCUGAGAAGAGCCGGGAACGGCUGAUCAGGAAUACAUGUGAAGCGGUGGUUCUAGGGGCCCUGCACCCCCGUACCUCCAUCACUGUGGUGCUGCAGGUGGUAAGCGACGCCGGCUCUCUCUUGGCCUGUUGCCUCAAUGCUGCCUGCAUGGCAUUGGUGGAUGCAGGUGUGCCCAUGCGAGCCCUCUUCUGUGGGGUCACCUGCGCCCUGGACUCUGAUGGAAAUCUCGUGCUGGACCCCACGACCAAGCAAGAAAAGGAGGCCCAGGCCAUCCUGACCUUUGCUCUGGACAGCGCAGAGCAGAAGCUGCUCAUGUCCACCACCAAGGGGCUCUAUUCUGACGCGGAGCUCCAGCAGUGUCUGGCUGCCGCCCAAGCCGCCUCCCAGCACAUCUUCCGCUUCUACCGGGAAUCACUGCAGAGGCGCUACUCCAAGAGCUGAGGCGAGCCAGGGUAGGGCGCCCCUCCCACCACGCCCAUCGCCUCCGGCCCGCCAGCCAGCGCUCCAGCGCCUCUGUCUGCCCGUGGAGCUUCCGGUCCUGCCUAAGCAGAGGCUCCUGUGCCAGGCUGGGGAGGGGGCUUAGGGACGUUCUAGGCCUGGGCACACACCCCCUUCAUCAGGAUACCAUUAAAAAGGGCUUGCCUGUG
This is a messenger RNA of Apodemus sylvaticus (European woodmouse), 983 nucleotides long. It is a transcript of the gene Exosc5, whose product is annotated as exosome component 5. The coding region runs from base 70 to 777 and encodes 235 amino acids. Gene Ontology annotation, biological process: poly(A)-dependent snoRNA 3'-end processing; rRNA catabolic process; U4 snRNA 3'-end processing. The record is from RefSeq and is a predicted model, not a curated record. NCBI's taxonomy places the organism in Eukaryota, Metazoa, Chordata, Mammalia, Rodentia, Muridae. The transcript is spliced from 6 exons. Gene Ontology annotation, cellular component: cytoplasmic exosome (RNase complex); nucleolus; nuclear exosome (RNase complex).